CGCCGUUUAUAGCCAUAAUUAUAAACAUCAGACAAAUAUUAUAUUUUGAAUUAUGUUAAAAUUAUAAGUAAUAAUUAAACCGAUAUAGUAGAAUAAAAACAAAAGAAAAUCCGUUCGAAUCUUGUUAUAAUGUUACAAGGGGGCGACUUCAACGUUUUCUAAAAUGUCGUCUCCGGAGGAAAACAUGGCAGCCGUUAUGGAGUUGUUCAACACGGCUCAAGAGACUUGCAAGGUGAACGAAAACGAAGGAAUCGAAUUACACAAACGAAUUGUUGAAAUGAAUGAUGCUAGCAAUGAAGAAGUUAUUCAUAUUAAGGAACAGAGUAUUCUUCUUCUUGGAUCUUUGUUAAGUAAACAUGGAAGAGCAAAUGAACUAGGGGAUUUGAUCAAGCAGACUCGUCCUUUCUUGAAUAACAUUAGUAAAGCUAAAGCUGCUAAACUGGUUAGAGCUUUAGUUGAUUUGUUUCUUGACAUGGAAGCAGCAACUGGUGAAGAGGUCCAAUUAUGUAAAGAAUGCAUAAAUUGGGCUAAAAAUGAGAAAAGAACUUUUCUGCGACAGUCUUUAGAGGCAAGAUUAAUAGCUCUUUAUUAUGAUACCAGUGAAUAUAAUGAAGCUCUUCAACUUGGAAGCAGUUUACUUAAAGAGUUGAAAAAACUUGAUGACAAAAAUUUAUUAGUAGAAGUGCAGUUAUUAGAAAGCAAGGUUUAUCAUGCAGUUGGCCAUUUACCUAAAGCAAGGGCUGCUCUUACAUCAGCUAGAACAACAGCUAAUGCCAUUUAUUGUCCUCCAAAACUUCAAGCUGCAUUGGAUUUACAGUCGGGUAUUCUUCAUGCAGCAGAUGAAAGGGAUUUCAAAACAGCAUUUUCCUAUUUUUAUGAAGCUUUUGAAGGUUAUGAUUCAAUUGACAGUCCAAAAGCAAUAGUUGCCUUGAAAUACAUGUUGUUAUCUAAGAUUAUGCUAAAUUUACCAGAUGAUGUUCAUUCUAUUAUUAUGGGAAAAUUAGCAUUGAGGUAUGUUGGUCCAGAAGUUCAAGCAAUGAAAACUAUUGCAGAAGCAAGCCAUAAAAGAUCUCUAGCAGAUUUUGAAAAGGCUCGCAGUGAUUAUAAAAAAGAAUUAGAAGGUGAUCAAAUUAUCAAGUCCCAUUUGGCCACACUUUAUGACAAUAUGCUGGAGCAGAAUUUGUGUAGAAUCAUUGAGCCCUAUUCUCAUGUUCAGGUAAACUGUUCAAUAAAAAUAUUGUGUAGAGAAUAAGAUAAGUUUAUUUUA
This is a messenger RNA of Centruroides sculpturatus (bark scorpion), 1267 nucleotides long. RefSeq names its product 26S proteasome non-ATPase regulatory subunit 11-like. The transcript has 9 exons. The record is from RefSeq and is a predicted model, not a curated record. NCBI's taxonomy places the organism in Eukaryota, Metazoa, Arthropoda, Arachnida, Scorpiones, Buthidae. Gene Ontology annotation, molecular function: protein binding; structural molecule activity. Gene Ontology annotation, cellular component: proteasome regulatory particle, lid subcomplex. Gene Ontology annotation, biological process: ubiquitin-dependent protein catabolic process. The coding region runs from base 164 to 1252 and encodes 362 amino acids.